Molecule: messenger RNA, 3843 nt
Organism: Cetraspora pellucida
Lineage: Eukaryota; Fungi; Glomeromycota; Glomeromycetes; Diversisporales; Gigasporaceae
Source: the annotation of a GenBank genome assembly
AUGUCGAGGCUUCGCGCUCGACGAUUCGACAUAAACCUUGACGAUGAAUUAAGUAAUUUAGUUGAAAAUCCCGUAGAACAUAAACCAGUAAGCAAAAAGGUUUUGGAUCUACGCUCCAGUACAACUGGGAUUGUUCGUGCUGUUACUGAAAAUAUCUCGAAUGGACCAGUAGUAGCACCGUCGUUUUCUAAUGCUUCUGCUCCUAAAGACGGUUUUCCACAACCUGUUCAUAGAGAUAAUCAAAGUAUAUUUAGACAAAGAAAACAACAACCACUAAAUGAAUCAUCAAAUAAGCUUAAUACACAACCACCAAUAAAUGAAUCACUACCACCAAAUAAGUCUAAUAUAGAUCCCGAAAUUCCUGAAAGUGAUUAUAUGGAAAUUGAUCAGGAAACUACUCAGUACAUUGAAAAUAUGACUGACGCUGAAAUAACUGAAGUUAGAGAAAUGUUGUUAAAAUCUCUAAAACCAGGUUUCACUGAAAAGUUAAUGAAAGGAAAAACUUUAGCUCAAAGAUUAAAUGAGACAUCAAGUUAUCAAACUUUAGAUCCUCAAGAUCAAAGUCCUAAAACAUUAAAAAAUGAAGACUCAAUGCUACUUGAAAUGAAGGAAAAAUUCUAUUCUGAUACUCCCAUCGAAUAUGAAAAAUUAGAAUGGAUGGGUGUUGACUUCAAAAAUGAUAAAGUUCAGUCUUCUUAUAAACCUCAAAAGGAAAAGUAUGAUGAUCCUUGCGUUACAACUCCGUUAGAUCCUCCUGAAGCAUCGUAUAGAUUCGAUUUCAAUGGAAAGAUAAUAGAUAAGGACUCUAAUGUUCCCUCUUAUAUAGGCCUUCAUCAUCACGGAGCUGAACCUGAUCAAGCUGGCUACACACUGGGUGAAUUGCUUCAUCUAACGAGAAGCAUGGUUCCAAGUCAAAGAACUAUUCCUUUAAAUAUAAUUGGAAGAAUAUUAAGGAAAGUCAGAGUAGGUUAUUAUGGUAUUGAAACUGGUAGAAAAAUUACAGAUUGGGCAAUCAAAUUAAAGCUUCCGACUUAUCUACGGAUGGCAUUAGAUGAUAAAUUCGAGACUGUCAUUAUAGCUGCUAUCGAUGCUAUAUCUUCUUGGAUUAUUGGUGGAUCUAAAGAAUUUUAUCAGGAAGAGAAACUCUGGGAAAAAGCUAGUAAAUUAUAUCGUGGAUACGAAUUUGCUUCUCUUAGAGGAAAAGAUGAUGUACAAACAAAAAAAUAUUUUGGAAUUGGGAUCAAUUCGUAUGAAAUUGGUGAGGGUGAAGAUGAUACAACAGAGAAUCAUAUUAAACUUGCGUCAAAAGAUCUAAUUGCGGGACUUGUUUCGAUGGACAUUGCUCAUAGAUUACUAUAUCUUUUGGAUGUAGUAAGACUUCCUUACGUCACAAGUGAACAAAUUUUACUUAUGCUUGUUCGCUUUGCACGCCAUUCACGAAAAACUGCCAAAACUAUAUUUGAAUGUCAUAGGUUGUUGGAUGUUAUUCAUGAAAAGUUUUUAUGCUUGACUUGGCCACCUAUAAAUAACAAUGAUAGUUCAUCAAAUGAUUCAAAAUAUCCGAACUUGGCAGCUGCUAAGCUAAUUCAUAUAUUGUGUCAAUCCUCAAAAAAGAUCAGUAAAGAAAUUAUAAACAAAUAUAUGAACACGUUUCUGAGAUAUGUCACGAUCAAUCCUGCAUCAUUUUCUAGUGAACUUGAAAUGAAUGUUGGAUAUACCUUUUUUCAUGAAACAUUGCGUAUUUACCAAACUCUCGCUGCAUAUGGACUUUAUCAUGAAAUAUUUUCACAAACAUAUUGUAUUGUAAAUUGGUAUUUAGUGAGAGAAAUAUUAUAUUCACUCACUCCUCCAUGGGAAUGGAAAAGUGGUAAUAAUUAUCAAAUGCGACAAAAGCUGGGAAUAGCAACAUCUUUCUUUAGACUUAUGGAAAUUUGGAUUCGUGUUCAAGACAAAGAAUCGGGUAAUAUUAAAGAAUAUGGUGCACAGCCGAGUGAGAUUAUAGGAGAUUCUGUUGAUUUCUUGGCAAAUUGGAUGAUUACAUUUUCAUCCUCUCUUUUAUCACAAAAUAUGGAUAUUCGCGAAGAUUAUGAAAAAGCCUUAAAUUUAGUUUCGAGUAUUACAAGAUAUAUUUCUGCGUGGUGUAAAUAUUUAGGCGAGCAUCAAUUAAAAGAUACUAGUGAAAUAUUGAGGAUUUGGGAAAAAUUGUGCCUUACAGAUUGGCCUUCGUCUAACCUUUGCAAUUAUUUGCGGGAUCAAUUAACUAAUCAGAUACAAAAAAUGCAAAAGAUAUCAAGAGAUGAUAUUUGGCAAAUAUCAAAUUUGUCGGGUGCAUAUCAUCCAUCCACUUACGAGUAUAUUUCUGAAACCCUUUCAAUCUCAAUAAUAUGUGAUACAUACUUGUCAUAUAUUUCUUUGGUUUAUCAGAUGUGCAAAUUACUUUCUAACGACAAUAACUUUUCGCUCAAAACGUUGGAAGUGAUCAAAUCAAGUAUAUCAAUUGAACCAUUACUACUACAUACAGUAAAAAAUCCAGCAAAAGGUGAUUGGCUUGAUUUUUUCAACAAACCGUGCACUUAUUUGCUUUACGAAUGGAUGAUUGUUGUAAGCAUGCUUAGUGAUAGUACAAAAACAGAUGAAAUAAAAGUACAAUAUUUAACGAGUUUAUUACAUGAAGCUUUAAUAAUAAUGCCCAAUAUUUUAUCGGGUGAUGAAAAAAUAGCUCUGGAUAUUCUGGGUCGAAUAAUGGAAGGAAUAUAUUCAAAAUCACCUGACGCUGCUAUUAAGGAGAGCAUUAAUACACUCAAGUCAUUUUAUGAACGUCGAAUUGUUACAAAUAAUAGUGAUCAUCAAGAGAAUAAUACUUUAUUGUGGGAUUACGGAACUUCAGACGGACUACCAUUGUUAAAAAGUUGGAUAUGGACACCAAUUAAUGUUCUCUAUUCCAAGAAACCAGAUUUGGCAAUGGACGAUGAAGUUCGAACUGAAAUCGUUCGUAAUUGUUUAAUUUUGGUGUGUGAAGUGAUAAAAAUGUGCAAGAACAUUAAAGAUUUUUCAAUUGCAAACUUUAUUAUGGAUCCUGUUACAAUUAUAAUAUCUAUUAUGAAAAUCUUCAUGUUAGAUGGUGAAAUAUAUAGAACACCUGACAUUGAACAAUUGAUUGAAAAAAUUAUUUCGUCAUUCACUUUUCAACAAUCUUCUGGAAAUAAUACUAAAUUUAUUAAACAAUUUGUGGAAGAUACAACAGGAGUUCUUGAAGUACCAUUUUAUCAAUUUUUCACAGAUUUUUCAGCUUCAUAUGCUGCUGGGUCAUAUGGUAAUAAAACCUUUGCGCAAUUGUUAAUUCUACCAAUAUCUUUCACCUACCCUAUUGACUUCAGAUAUCUUGUAUGGAGUGAUUUAUACGAUAUUCUGGGAACCAUUAGAAUUAAUUAUAAUGAUAUGAUAUGUUUGGAGCCAUUAAAUUCAUACUUUUGGCCCAUAGAAACUAACGCAGCUAUAUUACAAGCAUAUGUUGGUGCAGUUAUUCAUUGUAAGGUCACAUGCGAAAAAACACCAUUCAUGUAUUGGUUAGCGAUCCAUCAUUUAAGUGGGUAUGUGUUUUUUGAAGAUUGGAAGAUAAAUACUCAAAAAAAGAUUGAUAUUUCAGAUGCAAUAAUCAAAAGUAAAAAACUAGUAAUGAUUAAUAAUUGGAUUAAAUAUACAUCGAAGAAUUUUGGUGAAGGGAUGUUCGAAUUGGUUAAGAUGCCUCAGUGUUUCAUGGAUGUUGAUCAAGAAGUUCAACAUAGAAUAGAAAUAUUAAAAAAGUUUAAAAUCGAGUUUGAUGAGAUAAUAUUUAGAAAAUAA